ACGUCACGCCGCUGCCCGUGACGCGUGCGCUGGCGCGGAGCGGGACCGGCCUGCCUGGGGAGGGAGCCGCUCUCCGUGAGGGAAGGGAGCCGGCGGCCGGGAGGAAACAGCGGGCCCGUACUCCUGCAGCUGUUCUUUCCAAGCCACAGCUCCAAGCAACCUGUGUGGCGUUUCGUGUUAAAUGUGUUAAAGGAGACUGCAUUACUGCGUCACAGAUGGGCAAGGUCUGUGCUGUUUUUGGAGGAUCCCGUGGGAUAGGCAAAGCUGUGGCAGAGCUCCUGGCGCAGAAGGGCUGCCGCCUGGCCAUCAUUGCUAGGAAUCUGGACGUGGCCCAGAGCACUGCCCGUAACCUUGGUGCAGGACAUCUGGCAUUUCGCUGUGAUGUAUCCAGUGAACAAGAAGUCCAAAAGACUUUUGAGGAGAUGCAGAGGAAUUUGGGUCCUAUUAACUACAUGGUUAAUGCAGCUGGGAUCAACAGGGAUGGUUUGUUACUGAGGACCAAGACUGAAGAUAUGAUAGCCCAGAUUCACACUAACCUGUUGGGAACAAUGUUGACAUGCAAAGCUGCUGUAAAGGUCAUGAUUAAACAGCAGGGAGGUGCUAUUGUCAAUAUAGGGAGUAUUGUAGGACUUAAAGGCAACUCUGGUCAAAGUGUGUAUAGUGCUACCAAAGCUGGAGUGGUUGGAUUUUCACGCUCUCUUGCUAAAGAAGUAGCAAAAAAGCAAAUUCGAGUCAAUGUUGUUGCUCCAGGCUUUAUUCACACAGAGAUGACAGCUCAUUUGGAAGAAGAUCAGUUGAAGAAAGCAAUUCUCCUUGGAAGAUUUGGAGAGCCUCAUGAAGUUGCACAAGCUGUUGUCUUUCUUCUAGAAUCCCCAUAUGUUACAGGGAGUGUUCUGGUUGUAGAUGGAGGCUUGCAGCUUAUGACCUAAGUAAUACCUUGAAGAAAUGACUGCUUUAGUGUCAUGAUGAUAAUAUAUAAAUAUGUACUAAAUAAAGGGAGAGGGCUGGAAAUCGUUUGAAGAUUGAUGUACAUAAUUGACUUGGUCUUAUUUAGUCAGAGGAGAAAUUCGGCAGCAGCGAAGUGCAACGUGUGUGUUUAGCUGCCUGAAAGAGUCUGUUUGGUAUUACAAAGCCUGUGUAUGAAACAAUUUGAAAAAGAUCUGGUUUUGAUACGGUGAUAGCUUUAAUAAUGUGCUGAUACGUUUUUAAAGCACUGUAUUUUUAUAAAGUCCUGUUUUCUAAUUUGGGAUAAAAUGAGAUUUUAUUUGAAUUAUCAUGUUACACAAAGGUUAAUAAAGUGCAGAGACAUGUUUAUUGGGUGGCAGGUAUGAUUGUAUCAAGUUUUUCAAGUAGGGCAAAGAUUGUGAACUGCAUAGUUUUGCAUUCUUAUCAGUUAGUCCCUACAAAGUAGCAAGGAGUUUCCUUUGAGCUUUGUUUGUUUGUACCUAACACUACAAAGCUAGGAACUUCUGGAUCUUCAGCAUACCUGAAUUACCUUUAGAAGAUUUAAUUAUAUGCAAUGUGUUUUUAUAAAGACAAAGCCUACUUAGGUCCAUUCCUGAAUGUAGGUACAGCACUCUCUCAAUCCAGUGACUCUUGAGUGUGCCCAUCGAAGGACUGGUACAGGACUGGAGCUGCUAAUCCUCUCAUAUUCUCAGCCUGAGCUGCACACACACUGCUGAACACUGCAGCUGCAGACCUUGCUGUUUAGGACACUUUGCAAGGACUCACUAGAUGUUUAGAAUAUGUAUCACUUCCAGAGUAUGAAGUAUGAAGGUGUUGUAUGUUGUGCUCUGUAUCUUCAUGAACACUGUUCAGCUGUUGGUGCUCCCUCAUAUGUAUGUAUAGUCAAUAAAAUAGCCAUUUAUUUUAUUCAAAGCAACUUUUGAAGCAGAGUAAUUAUUCUGCUGUAAAUGAUUCUGAGUGUUCCUGUUUUGCUGAAAACUUACCAAAUGUUUGACCUCGGGCUUUUCUAGUGAGCUCAAGUAACUUUUGAUAAUAGAUGUUUUUUAUUAUCUCUGAAGAAAACUAUGAAUGUGGUUUAGGACCUUCACUUCUUAGUUCUGGUGUUCAUUGCAUCAUGAUCCAGAUGUUAAUUCAGCUUUUGAAAUUACUUCAGUACAGAGAGAUCUCCCAGAUGAUAACUGAGUCUUUAAAGCUGGAGAUUUUCUUCAUUUGUGCAGCUGAGAAAUUUUGUCUUUGUGCCAGAAAACAGUGCAUGUUCAAACUUCUUGCAGGUAUGUAUUGAGAAAUAAUGCAAGGACUACUUGUAUGAUCAGGAGAUUUUACAAUUGGUUGUAUAAUUCACUUUGGAAUACAGAAUACGCCUCAAAGUAACCUUCCAGGAAUCCUUAACUUCCUGUUAUUGCUGUUAUGUAUCCUAUGUGUCUUUGCACCAAAAAUAUUAUUGCUAGUUGCAUUUUUCCUUGAUAGAAGGAGUUGGCCAGAGAUUAUGAGAAUUUUUUUCAAGGGCACUGAAAGUGAGGAAGGACAACUGGUACAUUUUCACUAGUCAAGUAGGAAUAUGUCAGUGACUUGGCUGUUGCCCAUACCUGUCCUUGAUAUCAUACAAACAGACCCUGUGUGACGUAUCUUGACCAAAAGCCAAACUUAAGAAACUAGUAAUAAUUCUCUUCUAGUGAGUUCUGACCCUAAUUUUUUUUUUUUUUUGUAAGUAAGUUGUUAAAUAAGUUAUUAGCAAUGGAAUUUUUAGUUUACUUUUGCAAUUAAAACCUGGAAUAAUGUUGUCAGAAGAAUCCCAGCAUGCCACAGAGUAAUUGCUUUAGAAAGUUUCAGUACAUACUAUGUUUUUAUUAUUGCUGUUGCUAUAGGGCCAGACUGAAGUGUUGGUAGCUUUAAAUCAUACUUUUAAAAAGCUUUUUUAACUCUUUUCUUCAAACUGGUAAAUUAGAACUGAAAACUGGUAAACAUAAUCCUGUCUGUCCUGGUGUGAUGUCUCGGACAGGGGAGUAGGGGAUGUGCAGGGUAGGUAACAGAUCAGGUGUGUGUCUUCUUAGAAGACUCUGGUAGCUCCAGCAGUUUGUGACUGGGAUGCUUGAACCCAAUGGGUAGCUCUGGUUGAGGCAGGCAGGGAUUAAAAACAGCCCUCUGGUGCUCUCUCUGUUUUGCUUUUGAAUUUGUAGACCUCUAUCUUAUCCUGUUUCUGUUUUGUACUGAAGAGUCAUACAUUCCUUGCAUCCAUACAGUUGCUUGUUGCUUUUGUAUCUUGAAUUGUCUUAGUUGAACUUUGUUUUACUUUUACAGUUUCUCAAGGAAGGAGCAACAGGUAGAACUACUUGCAGAAUUCACUGUGGACCUAUUGAAAAAAUAAAUUGUUCUAUGAUUUGUUUUA
Molecule: messenger RNA, 3352 nt
Organism: Parus major (Great Tit)
Lineage: Eukaryota; Metazoa; Chordata; Aves; Passeriformes; Paridae
Gene: CBR4
Product: carbonyl reductase 4
Exons: 7
Coding region: 216-929 (237 amino acids)
Biological process (GO): fatty acid biosynthetic process
Molecular function (GO): quinone binding; oxidoreductase activity, acting on the CH-OH group of donors, NAD or NADP as acceptor
Source: RefSeq, a predicted model, not a curated record